Molecule: messenger RNA, 491 nt
Organism: Brassicogethes aeneus
Lineage: Eukaryota; Metazoa; Arthropoda; Insecta; Coleoptera; Nitidulidae
Source: the annotation of a GenBank genome assembly
UUAAACUGUGUUUACUUUAUUUUUUAGAAGGUAUAAAAGAAAGAAGAGUUGCUGUGAUACAUAGUUCGUAUCUAAAACUAAACCCAAAAUGAAAUAUUUUCUUGUGAUCGUGGUUCUAGCUUCAGUGCUAGCUGUGACCCUGUCAGCUACAAUUGAGAACUGCAAAUGUUGGGAAGGUUUUGAAGCUGAAAAAGAAGGCGACGACGUACACUGCAGAGGUACUAAAAACCACAGAAUCUUCCCAUGCGACACUAAAAAACCACCGACAUGUACCUGCGUAGAUGAAGCCACCAAAAAAGAUGUCGUGUUAGAUUUGGGUGAAACAGCCUGCACAGGAUUGGCUGGAAAGUAUGUCAGUUUGUCCUGCAAACCUGAAGCUGAGUGGGAUGCUUGGUUGAAGGAAUAUCCUCAGUAUAGAUUGCAGAUCAAUUAAAAAUUUAUUCAGAUUACUUUGCUAUAAGUUAUAAUAAAUAAAGGAUUUGUUAGAUGAA